This is a messenger RNA of Exaiptasia diaphana, 1673 nucleotides long. RefSeq lists its product as uncharacterized. The record is from RefSeq and is a predicted model, not a curated record. Bases 170 to 616 code for a protein of 148 amino acids. The transcript has 3 exons. Lineage: Eukaryota; Metazoa; Cnidaria; Anthozoa; Actiniaria; Aiptasiidae.
ACAAAAUCCUUCGCCCUGUUUUGGAGGCUUUAAAAUCGUAGAUUUUACCGGAACCGGAAGCGAUUCUGCAAACCGCGUUACUAAGGAAGAGUGAAAUUCGAAGCUGCAUGAAGUCAGAAUACUGCACGUGUUUUCACACCUUGCCUUCCUUCUGUGCUUGGACGACAUCAUGGCUGUCAGGGAGAAUGCUUUUCUUGUCUUUGACGCAGCAUUUUUAAAAGAAGGGUGCGUAUUAUCACAUGCUACAGCAAUUAUUUUUUUGGUGUUGUGCAGUCCUAAUUUAAAUGUUGAUCUAAUUCGAAAUCAACACAGUUUGACAGCACCAAGUGGUCUAAAGAAGCUACUACAAAAGUAUUCGAAGAAAGACGGCGAAAAGCCGGAUGACAUGCGACAUCGCAUAUAUCGUCGUCUUUGGUGUAUAAUGUGGUAUGGAAGCCAAAUUGGACAGUCAGCUAUGUCGGACAAUCAAAAGCCGACCUACGUCUAUCCUCAGGAGCUAAAAGACAUAGUAAGAGCGAUAAUUCCAGGCCAAUUGUCGGACUUCCCAAAUCCAACUGGACCCCACGUUUACGAAAUAACACUACAAGAUUUGGUGAAUGCCAAAUGGCCAAGAUAAAGGAAAAAAUGUGUUUUUUAUUCCAUAGCGUAUUUAGCAACUAUUUCCCAAUUUUAUUACAGGAGUGUCACUGUCAGUGAAAAACACUCAGUAGUUGCGAUUUUUUUAUUAUUUUUAUAAAACAAUAUAAAUAUGAUGCUUCUAAAAUAUCUUUUUUUGAACUCUAUAGAAUUUUGCCACUUUAGUUGAAGUAGCAAAUGCAUUGUAUACAGUACAAACAUUAAAUGUGUGCAACACCUGUGUACUAUUUACUGCUAAAAAGGGUGAACACAUAGUUAUCAUAUCCGUAUAGCAGUAUUUAGUCGUAUUGUAUGUUGCACACUUCUAGUGUUUGUACUCUAGUAUAGAACAAAUGCCGUAAGCUAUAUUGAUCAAUACAAAAGCAUAGUCCUUGAUAGUGAGAGAUUUCUCUACCAAUGUCUGUCCUGAGACAACAUUACACAUUGUAUGAGUUAUUAUUCAGUACUUCUAUUUACACCAAGAAUAUAAAAGAAAAUAGGGCUAGUGGAGCUUCUUGAAUUGCAGUCCAAGUUGCUUUGAAACAUCAUAUCAAAAACCAGUACAUGACAAAGAGGUGCAAUUGAUUAUAACAUUAUGAUUCCAUCAAAACAAUCUUGGACUCAAUGCAAGGUGGCAUUGCAGCACUUGCCCGUGUUGUCAUAAAUAAGCAUUUCAAUGUAUUUAGUAUAGGCUUUAAUACAUUGUUAGUACAAUUCUGGUUUGCCUUUUGUAAGAACUACUCGCAAUAAUUGUUAUUGACCAAUAAAAUAAUACAUGUAUAAUUGAAACAGUCCUGAGCAAUCCAUUUCUAUUUACAACCAACCAAAUUUCAAAAAGGAUGUCACAUUGUAAUUUCAUAACGGAAAUAAACUACAGCUACAUAAUCAAGUCUGAGUAGUUUUAUGCACUAUAAGUUAUACUAAAAUGAGAAGAAAUGAAGUUAGAGCUUUCCAGAUUCUCUUUUCUAGUUUUGGAUAUACACUCUUGUUCAUUAUAUUGCAUACUAUAUUGCAUACUAUACUGUGCUGUAUAUGAGCAGUGCACAUGUUUUUUGUUU